AGUGUUGGUGAUAUUUUAUUUAGGCACAGCCAGGAGUGCCUAAAAUAUCCGAAUCCGUAACAAAAAAUUUCCUUGGAAUACGAUUUUUUUGUAGUUGACGUACGAUCAUGCCUUUUUUUCAUCUGGCAGCCCUGCGACCUGGUUUUGACGAUGUUACUGAUCCAACAUGCAUGGAGAUGCUCAUGAUAUAUUUGGAGCAGCUGGAACAAGACGAUGAAAAUUUCAUGGAGUUAUUAUUAGAGAAAGUUGGCGAAAUUCCUAUAACAUGGUAUCAACCCUGGUAUCAAGAACCAAUCUGUCUCACUCGCCCUUUAAAUCACAAUCAAGAAUCUAAAUCUGAAAAGUUUCGAACUGAUAGUUUUACUAAGAUGGAAAAGGAACAUAUAGAAAAAAAAUGGAAAAGUCUUAGAAAGAAAUUUAAUCUGCCAGAUACACCAAUUUGCUUGGCUCGCUGGCGUAAUAGAAAUAAAUGUCGAAACCCAGUAACUCCAGAGGAGCAAGUCAGGCAUUUUGUUAUUGCAUAUCUAGCUAGAGGGCUGGAGAGAAACUUGUACCAAGUAUAUCAGUUCUAUUUAUCACACUAUGGAGCUCCAGUGAGAGGACCAUUCUCUGAAAAUGAAGAAAAGAUCAUUGAAGUAGUUUUCCAACACAAACCUAGUAAAGCAGUGUGUUACUUAUCAAGAAUACUGGGCCGGGAACCAAGAGGAAUCCACAGAAGAUUACAAAUUCUUAAUAAAGGUGUUAAAGAAAAUAAAGACAGGACAUCAAAGUGGAAUUUAUCGCUAGCAACACAGUUGGUAAAAUCACUAAUGUGCCAUUCUGAAAAAUCCCUAGAAGAUUUAAAAUAUGAAAGAUUUGAUAAGUCAAUAUGGCUUAAAGUUCAGGAUGAUCUGGGGAGAACCUAUACAUCUUUACAAAGAUUUUGGUACACUUUCCUUCAUGUUCAGUUGUUUGUGAAAUAUGACAUAAAGCUGAAACAAGUGAGAAAAGUAGUGUUAAAAAAAAUAAGAUCGCCAUCUAUUCAAGUGUGGACAGAUAUUCGAUGGAAGGAAUUGCUAAAACACUUUCCAGAUGGCUUUACUCAUAUGUUUGUAUAUCAUGCAACACAAAAGCUAGUGUCAAGUUACAAAAACUAUAAAACAGCCCCUAUUGAAGAAGUCAUCCAGUAUGGUUUGAAUGAAUUAAAAACAAAAGUAUCAAAGAGUAAAAGACUUAAAACAUUAACUAUGAAUAAAGAAGGAAUGCUGGAAGUUAUAGAAUAUGAUAAUGACAUGCAUAAAGAAUAAAAAGUCACUUCAACUUUGACUAUUACAAAAAAUAGUUUACAGUGUGGUGUCACACAAUGAGAGACUUUCCAGGCUACUUUAUUCCCUAAAAACAAAAAACAAUAUAGAUGGCGUUGUACAAAUUUAACGUAAUAAUUACCCAUUUUCUCAUAGCCUGGGUAAAUAAUUAUUCAAAAAUAUAAUGUAAUGGCAGAAACAUGUAUAAAAAUAAUUGUUGCUUGAUAUUUGCAAUAUGUUAUCUAAAGAAUUAUGUUGCUACCUAUAUUGCUUCUCUUUAUUUUGAUCAGAAUAAUAAUGGAUGGAAGAUGUGUUGUGCCUGGGUGUAAUAAUAAGGGUCAUCUCAUCAUUUAUACCCAAAAACAAAGAUAAAAAGAUUCAUAAGUCUGUUACUGUUAUCAAUGAAAUUAGAAGGUUAAACGAAGGCAACUCUGUAUAGCGCUAUCUAUAUAUGUCUUCGGUAAUGUUGCCUGGAAACUCCAUCAUUAACGUUAAGUUACGUAUAAGUUAGUGUAACGUUAAUUAGGAUAACAUUUUAUAUAGCGCAUCUCUAUUGUUCAUUAUUUUGCGGUUGGCGGCUUGCACGUACUCUGUGCGUGCGGUGAUUGCUUCACACGCGCCGCUAACAUGGCGGAGCAAAACGUCGUGUGUCCCUUAUCUUGGCACUACCACCACAACGAAUCAGGAUACUGCCUACAUAGAAAAAAUUACGAAUAUUUGUCGCCAAAUAUCAGUAUUUGUCGGUCUGCCGUUAAAAAUUUACGAGCAUUUUUUGGUGGCAGUGCCAGGAUAAGCCAUUCCCCAGCAUCACCUUUUUUGUUACUAACGAAAUGAAGGACAUAACCAGGCUACAUUCUCCAAAAGCAAUAUAGAUGGCGUUGUACAGAGUGAUAAUUAGCUAUUUCUCAUUGCAUGGGUACAUAAUUAUUCAAAAAUGUAAUGGCAGUGGUAUUUUAAAUAAAAAUUAAAUUAAGAUCAAAAUAAUAAAUAUCAAUUUGAAUCAGAUAGGGUAUAGAGUUAUGUUGCUACCUAUAUGGUCGUAAGGCCCAAAUGCCUUUUAAAAUCCAAAUCCCAUUGUUUAACUAUUGUGUCUGGAAAUCCGGGCGUUACGAGGAUAUUGCUCUAUAUUUUGAUCAGAAUAAUAAUGGGUGGAAGAUGUAUUGCGCCUGGGUGUAAUAACGAGGUUCAUCCAUCAUUUAUACCCAAAAACAAAGAUAAAAGAUGCAUAUGUGUCUGUUGUCCAUGAAAUUAGAAGGUUAAAUGAAGGCAACUCUGUACAGCGCCAUCUAUGUUAUUGUUUGAGAACGUAGCCUGGAAAGUCUCAUUUGGCGUCAAAUAAUAGGUAUUUAGCUAUGAAAUUGCCGUUCUGCAAUACUGGCCAUUUCAAAUCAAAAUAUUUUUGUUUGGCUAAGAAUUCUAACUUGUAAUUAUUUUUAUUUUAAAAACAUGGAAUUCUUUUUCCAAAAAUAGUCAUUUGUUUAUUGAUUAGUGUUACAUUUUCCUCGCAUUUCAAUAUUUUUCGUCAUCAUGGAUACGUUAAGUUUGAGUAAUUAUGGAAUACAAGUAUGAGUACCGUCGUGGCAGCAACGCGUCACAAGCGACACGCAACAUUAACGACGUUUAAAUUGGAAAUGGAAAACUGGAAAUUUCUACUUGAAAAAUGAACCUCGCCAUCGUCGAAGACUUUGGUCGACAGUGACGAAUUAAAGGCGAUUGUGGAAGCUGAAGAUACACGAUCUAUGGCUGAAUUAGCAGUAGCUUUCGACUUUAGCGUCAAAACAACAUUGGUCUAUUUGCGUCAAAUGGGCAAGGUAAAAAAGCUUUACAAUUGGGUGCACCGCGAACACAAUGAUUGCCAGCACCAUGGUAUACGCAGACCAGGUAUGCUCAAAACUGACAGCUAGGAUCUUUAAGGUUAGCCCAGCUGACGUCGUCCGACCCUGCGUUGCCAUUUCGUAAAAAAUUUACCACCUAAACAAUGCCCGAAACGAAAACUUACCCCUAGAAAAGUGAUGGUCACUGUUUGGGGGUCUAGCUCCGGUGUGAUUCAUCACAGCUUCUUACCAAACGGGGUGAGCGUUUCUGCAGAUGUGUACUGUGAAGAACUGAACACAAUGAUGGAGAAGCUGGCACAUCUCCAACCAGCAUUGGUCAAUCGCUCAAUCUCAUACUGCACAGCAAACGGUCUCCAAGUUGCAAGAACUAGGGGAGGCUCUCCGUCAUCCGCCCUAUUCACCAGAUCUUGUGCCUACAACUACAACUUAUUCCAGAAUUUGAAUAACUUCUUAGCGGGAAAAAAAUUCAAUACCCGAAAGGCAGUACAAAAAGCCUUUGAAGAAUUUGUUGACUCCUGUCCAGCUGAUUUCUUUAAGAAGGGCAUCAAUAAACUGCCACUGCGUUGCUAAAGUUGCAUUGAUUGCAUGGGUGAUUUGAUUACUUCGAUUAAAUACAAAUAAAAAAAUCAUGAAAAAAAAUCUUUUACAAAACGGCAAUUUCAUAGGUAAAGACCUAAUAUCAAUCUGAUCAAUAAAUGAAAAGAUAUUCGACUUUUAUUUUUAUUUGCAAUACUCCAGGAUCCAAUGAAUGAAUGAAUGAAAUAUUUAUCCAUAAUGAGGGACUUUCCAGGCUACGUUACCCAAAAAUAAUAUAGAUGACGCUGUCGAAAUAAACGUGAUAAUUGUCUGUUAUCCAUGAAAUUACAAGGAAGAAAACAAAGGAAAAGUCUUUACAGCGCAGUAAAUGUUAACAUUGUAUAAAUUCUAGGUACCUACCUUCUUACCAUUUUAUAUUUUUCAAAUUAUUUUAAGCAAAGCCUUAUGGGCUUAUUAUAUGGGUAUUCUAAUAUUGUUUGUUCAAAAUGGGCAAACUAUUGCUGCCUAUUAUGUUUUAUUUAAGAUCUUUCAGGAUUAUUGUACUGUUUGCGAUACAAUAAAAAAUAUUAUGAUUGUAAAUAACUCCGAA
Molecule: messenger RNA, 4244 nt
Organism: Pectinophora gossypiella (pink bollworm)
Lineage: Eukaryota; Metazoa; Arthropoda; Insecta; Lepidoptera; Gelechiidae
Exons: 7
Coding region: 108-1286 (392 amino acids)
Source: RefSeq, a predicted model, not a curated record